Molecule: messenger RNA, 1641 nt
Organism: Oldenlandia corymbosa var. corymbosa
Lineage: Eukaryota; Viridiplantae; Streptophyta; Magnoliopsida; Gentianales; Rubiaceae
Source: the annotation of a GenBank genome assembly
AUGGCUGUUAGUUUAGGCCAAAGCAGAACUUUCACCGAAAACCUUUCGAGGAAUGAUUACCUAGCAACUUUCCAUGCUCACCAACACAUAUUAUUAAACCUUCUUGCCAGAUUCGGAAGAGAUAUGUGUGCUGCAGAAUAUCAUCAGCCAUUUCUUCUUGGACCUGAAUCAUGUACUCCGCUUCUAGGUUUAUCAUCGGAUGUAAUUGAAGAGUUCUUGGAGCAUACUCCGGUUCCUGUCAGAUGGUAUCCUAAGCUGUUUGCUUGGGAAUCAAGACAACUAUGGCUCCUUUCCGGUGCUUCAAUAGUGGUUUCAGUUUUUAAUUACAUGCUUACUUUUGUGACUCUCUCAUUCACAGGUCAUUUGGGUGCACUGGAGCUUGCCGGGGCAUCCAUUGCCUGUGUUGGAGUUCAAGGGCUUGCUUACGGCAUCAUGCUGGGGAUGGCAAGUGCUGUUCAGACGGUUUGUGGGCAAGCUUAUGGAGCAAAAAAUUAUGGAGCCAUUGGGAUCAUUUGCCAGAGGGCCAUUCUUUUACACAUUGGAGCAGCAAUGAUCCUCACACUCCUAUAUUUGUUCUCCGGUGUGUUCCUCAAAGCAAUAGGACAGUCCGACAGGAUAGCCGAACUUGGCCAUGUUUUUUCCCUGGGACUCAUUCCUCAGCUCUAUGCGUUUGCUAUAAGUUGUCCAAUCCAGAGGUUUCUGCAGGCUCAGAAUAUCGUGAAUCCUUUAGCUUAUAUUUCUAUAGGUGUGUUCCUAGUGCACCUGCUGCUGACUUGGCUGGCGGUAUAUGUCCUUAAUUAUGGGAUCUUAGGAGCUGCUCUGACACUUAGUUUCUCUUGGUGGCUACUGGUGUUUUUCCAAGGACUUUAUAUAGUUCUUAGUCCAUCCUGCAAAGAAACUUGGAGUGGUUUCUCAAGAACUGCAUUUAGAGGCAUGUGGCUGUAUUUCAAGUUAGCGGUUGCCUCUGCUGUCAUGUUGUGCUUGGAGAUAUGGUACUUCCAAGGUCUUGUUCUGAUAUCUGGCCUUCUUUCUAAUCCCACAAUUGCACUAGAUUCCAUCUCCAUUUGCAUGAAUUAUUUGAACUGGGAUAUGCAGUUAAUGCUGGGGCUUUCAGCCGCUGCAAGCGUCCGAGUCAGUAAUGAACUAGGUGCUAGCCACCCAAUGGUUGCAAAGUUCUCAGUCAUCGUAGUUACCACAACUAGUGUCAUGGUCAGUGCAGUGUUUGCGGCCAUUGUGCUGAUAUCCAGAGUUGGAUUAAGUGAGCUCUUCACGAUGAACUCCCAAGUCAUUGAAGCUGUCUCAAAUUUGACCCCAUUGUUAUCCAUGUCUGUUUUCUUGAAUGGCAUUCAACCCAUACUAUCAGGGGUAGCAAUAGGGAGUGGAUGGCAAGCUGGUGUUGCCUAUGUGAACUUGGCUACAUACUACAUCAUUGGUCUUCCAGUUGGCUGUGUUCUUGGCUUCAAAACCUACUUAGGAGUAGCGGGAAUCUGGUGGGGAAUGAUCAUUGGAGUUUUGCUUCAAUCAUCAGCUCUCUUUAUUCUGACAGUUAAGACAAACUGGAAUUCUGAGGUUGCAAAAGCAGCUGAUCGCAUAAGGGAUUCUAUAACCGAAGAAGGCUGUGAAGUUGCAGGGAAUAUUUGA